AUUACUAAGAUCUUGGAAUGAAUCAUGAUAUUAUGAUAAUAAUAAUAUUAUUGUACUUCAUGGAUAAAAGCAUAAAGAUCUGAGAUAGCUUUGUAUUUAGCAAGCGCCAAGCAUACAUAAAUUGUUGUUAUAUUAUCAAUUAUUUAUCUUUAAAUUUUGUAAAAAUAAAUAAACGAUUUAAAAUUUUGAAUUUCAAUUUUCUAUCACUUACAUUAGCUGUUAAGAAUUUCAAGUUUUUAAAUUUUAUACUGCGAGUUUAUUUAAAUAAAACAUUUGUUUUAGUGUGACAAUUUUUUAGUCUACAUAAUUAUUUUAAACUAAUUUUUGAUAAUAUGUCUCUUAAAAUGAAAAAAUUCGAAAAAAUGAUCCGCGGAGAUCAUGUUCCUGAACAAAAAUCUUACGAUAAACAAGAAACCAUUAACGAGAUAAAGUUUAAUGAAUUAGAAGCUCUUAAACAACGCAUAUUCGUCAACUCGUUAAAUCAUAUCGAGGAUGAUGUUUUGAGAAAAAAGUGCUCAGAUAUAACUACUCAUUAUAGACUUUUUAAAGACGAUGAGUCGCAUUAUAAAAUAAAGGAGUUUUCAGAUGGAGAAAAAGAUAAAUUUGAUAAAUGCAUUGAAGAUUGUAUAAAAAAAGAGUGUGCUCUGAUUACAAAAGAAAAAGAUUCUGUUCCCGCAGAUUUGUUAAAGUUAAUUGAAUCUGAACCAGUUAUGCCAGAUACUAUUAAAAAUAAACUAAAUAAUAUGUUGACUCUUUUGAAUAAAUAUACAAGUAAUCAAAAAGAGAUACAACAUUCUAUACUUACAUUAUUAGAUAGUAGCUAUAUCAAUAUUUUAGAAGCCCAAAAUUUAUCAAAAAAAGUAGAUGCUCUUAAAGCUAAUUCAAGUAAGUUGCAGAGCGAUAUUAUUAAUAAAUUUUCUUGCUCAAAAGAAUUAUUUGAUUCAUUGGAAAAAUACUAUAAUGCUAAAGUAAAAACAUAUGAAUCAGAUUUAGCUAAAUUUGAGGAAUUGCAGAAACUACAAGAUAAAUAUGAACUAGUAGAUGGUCCACAAUUUAAAGAUUUAGUUAAAAAAUUUAAGCAAACCCAGGAAAUUAUUAAAAUUAAAACAGAAAUGUUAAAUAGUUACUAA
This is a messenger RNA of Melanaphis sacchari, 1130 nucleotides long. RefSeq lists its product as uncharacterized. NCBI's taxonomy places the organism in Eukaryota, Metazoa, Arthropoda, Insecta, Hemiptera, Aphididae. The transcript is spliced from 3 exons. Bases 333 to 1130 code for a protein of 265 amino acids. The record is from RefSeq and is a predicted model, not a curated record.